AUGAGUCCCAAGAAGGGGGAAACCGGGGUUUCCAUCGACCUUAUGAGUAGUACCGAAGUCAUCAAGCCGACGGAAGACCGACUUCGUUGGGGUCCCUUCACCGAAAAAAAACGUUUCAUCAUGUUCCGACAAAACAGCGAUAGUUUCUCAACUUCUUUUUUGGGGGUUCUGAAGGAGUUCAACACAAAACUGAGUCUGAAAGUAACUCGGCUGAUUCGAUCGAGCCCCGGCCUUGGAUUUCUCUAUCCAGUCCCUCCAGGCCUUGGUUUUCUCUAUCCAGUCCAUCCAGGUCACGCGUGCCGCGUGGGUGACCGUGGACUAAUCAGUCCCACGCGUGACUGA
Molecule: messenger RNA, 342 nt
Organism: Opisthorchis viverrini
Lineage: Eukaryota; Metazoa; Platyhelminthes; Trematoda; Opisthorchiida; Opisthorchiidae
Exons: 1
Coding region: 1-342 (113 amino acids)
Source: RefSeq, a predicted model, not a curated record